GGUUUGGAGACAAGCAUCACCAUGUGACAAAGAAUUUGACGGAAGAGGACAUACAUUUAGAUAUGAUUUACAGUCUGCCUGGGUUUGGAGACCAGAAUCACCAGAUGAAGAAGAAUUUGACAGAAGAACACAUACAUUUAGAUAUGAUGUGCAGUCUGCCAGGGUUCGGAGACCAGCAUAUGGUGAAGAAUUUGACAGAAGAGCACAUACAUGUAGAUAUGGCUCUCAGUCUGCCAGGUGAAUACCUGCUGACAAAUGAAAUAGCAACACCUUAUCCCUGUUUGUGUUCUAAAUACCCAGCAGACCAGUAUACUGAUACAGAUGACAGGUAUGGUUUCUGUAACAAGACUAACAUAGCUACUGGAGUUGUCAUCUGGGGUCACCUAAUGAAGGAGUGUGAUGCUCUGUUCCGGCAUGAUAUAUGCUACAUAGAUAUGGACUACAAAGUGCAGCAUUUUCCUGCAGAGCCGCCAUUUUUCCCACCACCACCCAAACCAACUCCUCCAGCUGACUACCCAUGGGUGUGCACUGUUGUCAUAGGAGGUGCUGUAGUAGUAAUGGUACUAGUUGGCAUCGUGGCAAUAUUCUUUUUGGUUUAUGAAAGAAGGAAGAGAGGAAAUGAAGAGGGAGAUCAAGAAGGUCUUUGGGAAGCCCGAGGGGAUGAAAAUGAUGAUACAGAUGGGCAAGAACAGCCCACGGAAGAUGACCAGCCGUGUGCAAACCUUGCACAGCCUUGGGAAGAUGACCAGCCGUGUGCAAACCUUGCACAGCCCUGGGAAGAUGGCCAGCUGUGUGCAAACCAACAAGAACUGCUACAGGAGGAGCAAGAGCAGCCUGAAACAGAAGCCAGGGGACCUGUACAUAACACUACUGAUGAUGAUAGGAAUAGACCUUCAGAGGAAACUGGUGAUGAAACCCAUGCUAAGGUUUGUGCAGGCACAACUUUUGAUCACUCGGACUUGACACAGACAACAGGAGAGGAGGAGGAGGAUGGUGCAACCCACUACAAAUCUCUUGCAGGAGAUGAGGCCACACCACAAACGGGCACACGGGAUGAAUCGAUCGCAAAACAUGGGCAACAGGAAGCUGCCUCUGUUGUUAAAGGUGGACAGCAAGUGACUUCCUUGGUCAAUGCCCAGCAUUCAUCUGAGAGUUCAGUAAGUCAAGAUGUUGAAGCAGAAAUGGAAGAAGAGAGUGAUAUCACAGAGCAAGACUAGCCUGGUGGUGACACAGGUGUUAAGUUUAAUAUGACUGCUUCACAUAGACCCACAGAGCUGCAAAAUGAACCAGCCAACUUACAUAUCAUUAGCCAGGAUGAUCAGGAAGAAAAUGAUGCAUUGCCCAUUGGAGACCCCUUCCUGUUCCUCUCUGAUGAAACCCAUUAGAGUCUAGGAAGAUAACCAAGAAAUAGUUCUCAAUAUAGGACAAUUAUCUGAUUCGAAGUCGGGCAAAAUAGAUCAUUAAAAAAAAAAACAUGUCUGUAAAAACUUUUAUUUACAGACCCUAUAAGUGUCUGUGUCUUUAUUUUGUAUAGAGGCAUGUUGCUUUCGAAAGUCGGCAUGAUCAGUUUACAUAUAAGGUAAUUUGUAUACUUUUUUCUGCAUAAUGUCUGAACAUUUGACAGCUUUGCUGCCUUUUUUUUUGUAUGCUGUCUGUAUAUUUGCUAGCUUUGCUGUCUACUUUAAACAUAUGUACAGCUUUCAACUUAAAAUAUGCUCAUGCAGCUUUUUAUGGACUUGCACCAAAAAGCACUAAAAACAAAUGAUUUAUGUUCUGUACAGAAUAAUUGGACAUAUUUUAUCUUUAUUUUCAACACAAAACAA
Messenger RNA from Lingula anatina, 1823 nucleotides. RefSeq lists its product as uncharacterized. NCBI's taxonomy places the organism in Eukaryota, Metazoa, Brachiopoda, Lingulata, Lingulida, Lingulidae. The record is from RefSeq and is a predicted model, not a curated record.